Molecule: messenger RNA, 1673 nt
Organism: Helianthus annuus (common sunflower)
Lineage: Eukaryota; Viridiplantae; Streptophyta; Magnoliopsida; Asterales; Asteraceae
Product: protein O-glucosyltransferase 3
Exons: 6
Coding region: 74-1594 (506 amino acids)
Source: RefSeq, a predicted model, not a curated record
CCCAACCCCAUUUAAACGUGAUACAUUGUGAAUAUAUAGAGUGAGUGAGGAUAUAUUCACUAAAUUUAGAAAUAUGAAAGAUUUGUAUAAGGAUAAGUGUAAGAGCAUAAACCGGUUUAGGCCAUCAAUCGGUCAUCAAAAUAAUGCCAUAACAAGGUUGUUGGUUCUAGUUGCGGUCUUUGUUCUUGGUUUCAUGUUCAUGAUGGUCACGUGUUGGCUAAACCUUUAUAUGUUUUCAGGCCAACCCAUUCCAAAAUUUCAGACCAAAGAGGUUCAUGAUUUCCCUCUUGAAUGUUUAGCAUGGAAUAAAACACUAUCAUGCCCCAACAACUACCCAACGACGCACGACAACCUAGACCAUUCAUCAUUCAACACAUGUCCCGAGUACUUUCGUUGGAUCCAUGAAGAUCUACGACGCUGGAGAGGGACAGGGAUCACAAGAGACAUGGUAGAGGUAGCGAAACGAAGUGCUCAUUUCAGACUAAUAAUCCUCGAUGGAAAAGCUUAUGUCGAAACCUUUAGAAAAUCAAUUCAAACUCGAGAUUUAUUCACACUAUGGGGGUUUCAACAAUUGCUAAGGUUGUACCCCGGUAGGAUUCCUGAUGUAGAACUUAUGUUUGAUUGUGAUGAUCGACCGGUUUUCAACAUAAAACAGUACUUUAGGAGGCCCAACCCUGGGCCUCCACCUUUGUUCAAGUAUUGUUCUGAUCCAUGGAGCUUGGAUAUUGUCUCACCCGAUUGGUCCUUUUGGGGAUGGCCAGAGACAAAUCUGAAGCCGUGGGAAAUGACAUUGAAGGAUAUUAAAGAAGGUAACAAGAGAGUAAACUGGAAGGACAGAAUACCUUUCGCUUAUUGGAGGGGUAACCCUAGUGUCUCCCCUGUUAGGGCUGACCUUGUCAAGUGCAACGUUAACAACACUCAUAAUGUUGACUGGGAUACUCGCUUGUUUAUCCAGGAUUGGAUUAAUGAAUCAGUGCAUGGAUACAAGAAUUCAAAUAUUGAAGAUCAAUGUACUUACAGGUAUAAAAUAUACAUAGAAGGAUGGUCAUGGUCAGUAAGUGAGAAAUACAUUAUGGCCUGUGAUUCACCUACGUUAUACAUCACCCCACGUUUCUACACUUUCUUCGCAAGAGGAAUGUCUCCGCUCCAGCAUUUCUGGCCUAUUCGGUCCACUGACAUGUGUAAAUCUCUUAAAUUUGCCAUCGAGUGGGGCAAUAAUCACACUUCCAAGGCACAAGAGAUUGGUGAGGCGUCAAGCCGGUUCAUUCAAGAGGACAUGAAGAUGGAGUACGUUUAUGACUACAUGUUACAUCUACUGACCGAAUAUGCUAAGCUUUUGAAGUUCAAACCUACCCUCCCUCCAAAUGCAGUUGAGCUAUGUUCAGAGUCAAUGGUAUGCUUUGCAGAUGGAAAGUGGAGGAGGUUCAUGGAGGAUUCACUCGUGCGGUACCCUACAAGCGCGACCCCAUGUACUAUGCCUCCGCCAUAUGAUCCCACAACUAUUAAAGCUAUCAUAGACAACAGAACAAGAGCGAUAAAACAAGUCGAAAUGUGGGAAGAUGAAUAUUGGAAAAAUCAACACUUGAAACAUUGAUCACAUCUUCUUGUACUUAUCUUUAUUGGCUUGUAACUUUGGAUCACUAUUCUGACUUUAAAAAAUAUGGUUACUCUCA